Molecule: messenger RNA, 1788 nt
Organism: Penicillium crustosum
Lineage: Eukaryota; Fungi; Ascomycota; Eurotiomycetes; Eurotiales; Aspergillaceae
Product: putative GPI-anchored cell surface glycoprotein
Exons: 3
Coding region: 1-1788 (595 amino acids)
Source: RefSeq, a predicted model, not a curated record
AUGCCUCCCAAGAAGGGCCAACUACCUCCCUCAUCAAAAAGUACGAAUGAGAACGUGCAACCCGCCAAACCGUUAGACCUUACAUCCACCUCACCUCAAGACACUUCUAUCAACAUUCGUUUUUACACUCCGAACACACCUCUUCCAAGUAAUUCGUCUGUCCCAAGUCCUAGCCCACGUGGGAAAUCUCCUGAAACACCUUCCUCACGUCGAAGGACCUUUCAGUCUCGUCCGUCACGUUUGUCAAACGUUUACACGCCAACCCUAGAAGCCCCGCCCACCAACCCGGGUAGUCGACGAACGAGAAGAACAGCUGCACUUGAAACACCCAAGCAGGAAGUCUCAGAUAUUGAUUUCCCAGAGAGUACUGGUAGCGCUAGCUGGACGGUUGAUCAGUACAUGGGCAGUGUUGAAUCCGAAGGAACAGCUGAUGGUCCCUCGAGCCCUACCAGUGCCUCCGACAUGCGGAACUCAUCCCGGGUUCGUAAGCCCACCAUGAGGGCCCUUGAAUCUUUUGAAUCAAGUAAGAGGAAACCUCGCCGCAAAAACAUGACAGUGUCCACCCCGACCGUGGAAACUCCUGCCCCUGCUACUCCUGCUCCCUCUGCUGUCCCCGUGCCUACCAAGGUUGUGAAGAACAAUGUAUCGAAGCAACCAAUGAGAAAAACCAGAAAGUCAAAGAGAAUGUCCAACUUGAACAUGCGAAAGAAUGCUGUCCUGAUCGGUUGUGAUAUUGACGUGAAAGUCGCUGGCAAGAUACUGUAUGACUUAACUAUCCAGUCCCUCAGCCCUGACUUUACUCUCCCUUCCAAUUUCCCUGCCUUCUUGGAGCAACAGCGAAGUGAAUACUUCCGUCGUCAAGAGGAAGAAAAAUAUGGCGUCGACGUGCCCACCAUCAAGACCACCUCGCCAAGUGAUGUCGAUCUCGACGUCGAAAUGAUUGACCGAGACACCCCACCACCUGUAAUCGCUCCUUGUGCUCCCACCCCACCUGCUCCUCCUGUUGCAGUCACCAACGGCGAAGUCACCAACGGCACAGUCACCCACGAUGCAGUCACCAAAGAUGUAGCCACCAAUGAUGCAGCAACCAACGGCUCAAGCAUCCUAAGCUACAAAAAGAGGUCUAAGACCAAGGUCGACAGCGAUGGCUGGAUUCAAACUGGCUAUGUCAACUCCAGUGGGUCUUCCUUUCCCCCGGUGCGCGCCAGAACUACCCAGCAAGCCGAGGCCGAUGCCGCCCACAGCUUCGCUCCACUCAUGGGAGACCGUAAUCUCCCAUUUGAUGCGACAGCCCCAUUCGUCACUGAAAAUGUGGAGGAGGAAAAGGCCAGGGCUCUUGCUCGGACCCCUGCGCCAGCCCCUGCGGCCAAGAAACCCCGCGCCCGAAAGCGCCGUCAGACUGCGGCUGCAGAUGCUACGGAUAAGCCCGCCUCGCCAGUCCCCACCGCUACUGCCGAGACCGGCGGACGCAAGUCACAGCGUCGCCGUCGCCAGACUGCCCCUGCCCCCACCGUCCCCUCUUCCGCUUCUCCUACUUCUCCCCCGACCACUGCGACCAAGGUCCAGUCUUCAGGCCUAGCUGCUGCUGUCGCCCCCGCUGACACCGAAGGUGACAAGCCUAAGGUGCAGCGGCUGCGACUGACCUUGAAGCCGGCGCCUAAGACUGAGGCCUCCGGGGCUAAAGCACCUGCUUCCAACCCCGCCGUGCAGUCCCCUUCCUCCCCCGCCCUCUCACGUGCGCCGUCCUCCGCACAAACCAGCAAGCGCCGCCGCCGCCGGGCCAUGUAA